AUAAUUAUUGCAUUCGUUAAAAGAUAUUCCGAGAAAAUAUAACAAUUAAAUUUUUAAAUUGAAAUUACCGAAUUUCAGUGUCACGUGACCAUUUGAAAUCAAUAUGGCGUUGUAAAAAUUGUUUAUGGUUGGCAAGGAAAAAAAUUAGCCCUACAAAAUAUAAUUACCAUAUGUGAUAUAAUAUAUAUAUAAAAAUCGAAGCUAACUGAGACGCACUAAAAAGAAAAGUAUACUUUGGCAUGCAGCAAUAAAAUUAAAUCAAAUUCAAUUUUUUAAGCACUGAAAAGGGUAAAUAACAAAUUUAAUUUUGACAUUAAUUUAAAAAUUAUUUGAUUGAUGAUAAUGAUGACGAUGAGUUCAUUGAUCAUUGUAUUUGAACAGUUCAUUAAUUUAGUAAGACUGGUAAACAAAGGGUACUGGGUGGGUGAAGAUGAAAGUGACUGCUACCUACCUGGCCACUAAACUUUAACUUUAAACUUUAAUUUAAGACAGGCACUAGACUUGAUAAGCCCUAGACUCUAAUAAGUGGACUGAGUGACUGACUGAAUUGUGAGUGUGACUACUCAAUUCUGUGAGUGUCUUGAAUGUGGUAGUGACUUGUGACCAUACUCCCAGUUUUUAUUCAGGCUUAAGAGGCUAUACUUCUACACUAUCACUAUAUUAAUAAGAUAGUAGUAGGAAAUGAUUUUAAAUAUUUAUCAAAUAAAGUCUAAAGGAUGCUUUGUGAUUGUGGCAUGAGUCAACUGCCUUGAGCCUGAGCAUGCCCAGUUUGUACACUGACUGAUGACGACUGCCCAGUUUGUACUGACCGAUCAGUCCAAAAUUAAUUAUAUGAAUCUAUGAACAAACAAAAAAAUUCAAAGAGCUACCCAUAUUCAUAAAAUGUCAUAAUUUUAUGCUAGGCCUAUACUCUAGGCCUAUUUAGUAAUGUUCUUACUCUUAAAAUUAUAAAGAAAUUAGGUGUCAUUUUUUUUUUGGGUAUAUUGUCGGAUUUUAUAUUCUUGUCUUGUCUUGCCAGUAACUGGCAUAAAAGCCAUUUUACAUAUUCAAUUGUAAAUUACUUAUAAUGUAAAUUAUUUAAGUGGUAAAAAUUAAAAUCUAUAAACAUAAAGAAAGUGUACUGGAUACAAAAAUUUCCCAUGCUGAAUCACAUGCAAUAAGUAUGGUAAUUAAAUAAUAAGACAAUCGAUGGUUUAGAAAGUCAUUGAGCCACCCGUGGCACGACUUUGACAUUUAUAAAAUAUGGGGCUAAAUAUAUUUUCAAAUAUCUGUUGUGUUAUCUUUCUAUUACUAUGUCUGUAUGAGCCUCUUUUAAAACUAAGUUAAUUGUUUGGGCAAGCAAGAAAAAAAAUCGCAAAACUUUUAUAUAUCUCUUUUCUUUUUGCUUCAUAAGACUUUUGUAACAUUAUAUAACAUAUCUCAUUUUUUUUUACUGACAUCCUAAAUUUCUUACAGACUUUUACAUAAAAGUUAUUUUAGGCCAAAUUGUUUACAGAUGGUUGGCAACCCUCCCGCUCCACCAUGUUAGAACUACUGAAUUAAGUUAUUAUUUAGUAUGUGAGAGUAACUGUUAAAUGCUUUGGUUCCAACAUGUUCCAUGGUAAAAAAUUUGUAUGUCACCGGUUAGCUUAUUACUAUGUUAUUUCGCUUGGGUCAAGAUAUAACUCAUCUAUACAUUUUAUUUUCCUACUUAUCCCAGAUUAAUUGCUUGGUGAGGGAUUUAAUUUACAAGUCAUCUCUGAUUCAGUGCUUGAACUUUGUGGAGGAUGAGAAGUAACUUUGGUAAUAUAACAUUGAUAUAAUCAUGUUUACCAACCUUGUACCGCAUUAAAAGAGCAGAGACCUCAAAGAAUAUUUUUUUUAAAUUGGAAAAACAUAUUAGGGCCUAGGUACAAAAAAAAUGCAGCAGUCUUUUUAUCUCUGGGGUGACUCUAGCGCAAAAAAUAUACAUACCACUUGAAAAAUUUUGAAUUAAAACAAAAUCUAAGUAUGCUUUAAAAAAUCAUUACUAUAUACACGUAAAUUACCAAGUGGCAAGCAUUUUUAUAUUGCUACUCAUUACCUAUAAAAUUUAAUGCAGUACCAGAUUUUAAAAGAUCCUUUUCAGCAUUUUUAAAAAAUAAUAAAAAAUGCAUGUUAAGUUUCAAUACAUGUUUAUGCUUGAUGUAUACUCAAGUAAGUGCACACUUCAUCAAUCAUAUUUGACUAGUAUUUAUACAUAGUAAAGAUCUGAGAAUUGAUUUUAUCACAUUAAGUAGAAAUAAAGUAGUAGGCCUAUGUUGUGAUGAUGGGACUAAUCAACUCACAUUACAGUUUUAAUUUUUCUUAAAAUGUUUUCAGAUUUCCAUACAAAAAAUCAAUUGAAUGAAAAUGUCAGGCGCUUACGGGAAAUUCAACGUCGAUGUAAACAGAAGCAAGAGGAAAAACAGGAACCUGUGAAAGUAUUGUGGAAGUCAGAAAAAUAUUCAAAUGUUGAAUCAAAAAUUAAAAUGGAUGUUGAGGUAAACAAAUCUUAUACUCAUUCAACUCAUUGUAAAAAUAGCAGUUUUAGAGAAACUUGAUCAACUGAAUCUGUUAUGAUUUCAAACAAGGGGAAACAUUUCUAUCUCAUAAAUGCAAAACAUUGUCAUAAAAUAAUUAUGAAUUAGAUUGCAAAUUAUCAGAUGAUUAUUUAUUUCCUGGUUCACUUUCUGAAACCUUUAAAAAUAAUGAUUUUAAUGACAUUUUCAUUUUUAACCAGUACUUUAAUUGAUAACGUUUGUUUAAUUUCAUAAUUAAUACUCCAGUUUGAAACAUUUACUUUUGGAUGUAUUUUCUUUUACGAUAUUAAUCUUUAUAAAUUGUAUAAUGGUUGUUUGUCACUUUGCCUCUAUAAAAAUUGGGUUCAAACUAAAAAAUAGGUUUGGGAAUCUGUGAUCUAUUUUUGUAUCUUAUCACUGAAAAGCUAACCCUGGGCUCCUAAAUAAAAAAACUACCAUAUACCUAGUGUGAAAUUUUAGGUUUAUUUACCCAAAUUUAUAAUCUCGAAUUAUAGCCAAACUCUCUUAUUGUACUAAGUCAUUAAAUUUUUCUCUUUUAAUGUUUAAGCUUUUGUUUUUUAUUGUCAUAUUGCUUUAUUUACCGUAAAAUUUAUUUAACAUCAUUUAGUAACCUAACGAUGUAGCCAUUUCUAAUAACAAUAAUAAUAAUAAAGCUUAUUUGAAAAUCACGCUUCAUCCCCAAAGGCUCGAAGCGCGGUACAAAUUCAUCCAUAUUUCUAUACUUAUUGUUCUAACUUUUUAAAACAGAAGCCAUACACAUCAAGACCAAGUUCAGCAAAUUUUCUUAGAGCCCAUUCUAGAGCUGGACCACCAGUAAAAUUAGAGUCUCGACCCGUCACACCAGAUGUAACAGAUAAAACAACAGUUCCGCCAGCUUCAACAGCUCAAGAUGUGAGUUAGAAAAAUUUGUUUCAUACAAUGUAUUUACUAAGUCUUUGCUAAAUCUAAAGGCUAAAUUUUUUAUGUGAUCUGAAGAUAAAUGAGACUUUGAUUAUGAAAUGAAUUUUUUAUUCCCCAACAUGAUAACAUUUUCAGAUUUGUAGGUUCUUAUUGAAUGAUGGAGACUGUUACGCACUGACUUGUGUUGGGAGAAAUUAAUCUCCUAUUUUAAUUUUAAUUGGCUCGUUGUAAUCAGUGCCUAACAAAGGACGAUACCACAGAAUCAACAAUAUUAAAGAUACGACCCAAAACAGUUUCUAGUUACAAUUAAUAAGAUUUAUUACGUCUUAAGAUAAUUACAAAAUAAAAUAAAAUAAAAUUACAAUCUUCAACUUACAGUAUGGUGGAUCUUGUACCGGUACACAGUUAAUACAAUUAGAAAUAAUGAUGCCAAUAAAUAAUGCGAAAUAAACACAUAUAAGUAGGAGCACACAAAUACACAAAGAAUAAAACACGCCUCGUAAUGUUAAGAGAAUCUAUAAGAAAAUCUCCGUCUCUCGUCCGUGCCUGUCAAUCCCUUAUAUAGGUGGGUCUACCGACGCCCAAGCCCUGCCUUCGAGACAUUUCGAGAAAAAUCCCAAUCAUUCUACCAAAUACUAUUUGGAACAGAUUAAUUAUUUUUAUUCGUUGGCGGCGUAAACAAGUUACUUCAAAGGCCUAAGCCACACCCCUUUGUGAACACAGCGUCUCAUGCGGGGUCAAUCAGAGGGCACGCACGAGAAAUAUGAUGUAAACAAGCUCUCUAUAACAGAGACGAUUUCUUACCCUUUCCUUUUUUUAGCAACACAUUCACUAUCAGCUCAGUCCAGCUUUAAUAUAGGCCUACACUAACCCUUAAUCUGAAUAAAAUAAACACCGUUAUCAGAAUCACACAGGUAGAAGAAUUUAAGUCAAACAAUGAUUGACAUGUUUUUUUUCAACCACUGUAGCACCUAUGAUUAUGAAGAAAUCAUGUUUAUAUGAAUUCAUGUAUUUUAAUCAAAAGGUUAAAUUGAUUCGUCAUGAUUGGAACUUUAUUAAAGUGAAUGGAAUGAAUGCUAAAAAAGUUGGCAUUCACCGACCACCAUCUCUUACCGCCCUUGAUGACUACAAAAAACGCCAGGAGGAGCUUCUCAACCAUCAUCAGUUUGGUGAAGUGCCUGACUAGUGAGAAUAAUAUUUCUAGUAUACAAUUAAGAAUGUUUAAUUUUAAGUUUAGAAUGUAGAAUAAAAUAUUAAGAUAAUUACUUAUUAUUUAUAAUCUGCUUUUUUUAAUUGUAAGAAAGGAAGGGAAUGAAGAAUGUGUUUUUGAAUAUAAUUUUAUGAUAAAAAAUAUUCUAUUCUUGCACGAAUUAAUAAAUUUUUUGUCAAAUAAAAACAAUAAAGAAAUUGUCAUUAAAUUUUAACCUAUUGCAAACCAGUUCUAUCAAACUGAAAAUAUAUGUACAGCAUAUUUACUUUCUUCAGUUUGCGCAAAAGAAAGAGCCAAUGGCGUGAAAAAGAAGAGAAUAGAAUUGCUAACACACCAGAUCCUGCCAUGCCCUCUGGUCAUCGACAACUCCCCGAAAAAGAGAGAAGAGAGACAUUGGACCUUUUGUUAGCAAGUAAGAUAAAAUUCCUCUAUUAGUUUUUUGUUGAUAAUUUAAUUGAAUCAUAAAAGUUGCGGUCAAUUAAAUUUUUGUAUGUGUGCAGGAACAGAUUUUGGAUAGGUUAUUAUAGGUAAAUAGAUAAUACAUUUUGUGUAAAAGCUCUACAUGUAAAAAAAAAACAACCAAAAAUAAAUUUUAAUCAAGGGGUCUAUUCCUAUCAACAUUAUUUUAUUUUUCAAAAAUAAGUUAAAUAUCAAAAUCUUUUAUUAUUUUUUAAUAUUUUAAAGUAUUAGAGAAAUAAUAAAAAAAAAAAAAUCUGAAUUACCGGUAUGUAUUUAAAAGUAAUUUGUUAAAAAGUUUUACAUUAAUGACUUUCUGUUUUUUUUUCAACAGAACAAACCGAUAUAAUCAAUCAAAUGCAGCGUCUCCCCAUUGGGGCUGAUACCAUUCGAGUCAAACAACAGAGACAGUCACUAGAGAAACAACUGAAUGAGGUGGAGGAAGCCAUUAAAAUCUUUUCACGACCAAAGGUCUUUGUAAGAGUUGAAUCAUAAAAGAUAAGUAGGGCCUAAGAACUUCAAGUCUACAACAUUCCCGCACGUAAUUACAGCUGCUGCAUUUUUUAUAAGGACAAAUAAAAUUCUCUCUAAUAAACAUGUAGUCCUUUCAUUGAAUAAAAAUGUGGUUUGAUCAAAUAAGAGGACAUUAUCUUCUUUUUACAUAUAAUUACUGGUUAUUGUGUGUUUCUGAAUUCAGAAUCAACAAGAGCACACAAAAGCUUUUUUUAAAAAAAAGAGAUUAUUAUUUUACAAAAUUUAGUUAUUGUUGAUCUAAACUUAAACAUUUUAUCUUAACAAAUAGUGAGUGAUACAUGUGUAUUUAAAAAAUAUCAAUACUUUAAGAGUCAAAUAUUGAAUUAUGUAAUAAUUGAUUGAUGUCAUAAAAAUUUAGAUAAAGUCAUUUAAUUGAAAAAAUACUUAAUGGAGCAAUACAAUUUUUAGAUAUUUAGAAAUACGCUUUUUGAGAAGAAAUAAAAAAUGAUUUUUCCUUAAAGUUUACAAUAAAUGAAACUUUUAACUUUUAAAUAUAUUUUGAAAUAUUGCAUGAAUUCAUCCAUCUCCUGCCAGCCAUGGUGGAGAUGUUAAAAGAAAAGAUAAAAAUUUGGGGAAAAUUGUUGUUGGUUUUGCUCUUGACAUCAUCUAACAUUCAACCAACUGGGAUUUACUGUGUUAACUAGGUUUGAAACAUGACAGAUAAGUUGGUCAUUGUUACAGAGAUUUGAUGGACAUUUUAUACAUUUUGUAAUCAUAUUUUAUACUAGUGAUAUUUAUGUCAUGUGCUCAUUAAAAUUAAAGAGAAUUUCCAGAAUUUUGAUUUCACGUUAGCCAAAAGGAUAUAUAAUUUAGAGAAAGAUUGCUAAUGCAAUAAAUAAUUGUUAACAUUAUAUUUGUUCAUUAUUAGAUGCAAUUAUAAGUUGGUUUAAGUUCUCUUUGUAAUAAUGACCAAGUUUUCCUGAUGUGAACUGAAGGAAUUUAUUGUCAAAUUAAAACAAUGCUUUCAACAUUAUUAUUGCAGGAAUGAUUACUGAAUGAAAGUGUUUGGUGUCAGUUGAUGGUUUGAUAAUUGGCUAAUGUCAAGAAUUGAAUUUGUGAUAUUGUUAGUACUAAUUAGUUCAUUGAUAUGUUGUAUUCAUACUUUAGACAUUCCCAUAUCUUCAAAUAUUGUUAGUUGGACGGCUAAAACUAUAUCAAUGACUUCUUGAUGGGAGAUUAAUAUUUCAUUCAGAAGAAUAGAUGAAUUUUAUUUCAUUGAUAACAUAUGGUAUGCAUUGGUUAAUAAUGAUACUAGUACUAGUGCUGCUCUCAAGAAGUAAUUUUAUGUGAAAGCCUCCAUUAUAUGCAACUAAUGAAUAAAGAUUUGAAUUAUUAAAGUUCA
This is a messenger RNA of Lymnaea stagnalis (great pond snail), 6982 nucleotides long. The record is from the annotation of a GenBank genome assembly. NCBI's taxonomy places the organism in Eukaryota, Metazoa, Mollusca, Gastropoda, Lymnaeidae.